Messenger RNA from Clunio marinus, 1092 nucleotides. NCBI's taxonomy places the organism in Eukaryota, Metazoa, Arthropoda, Insecta, Diptera, Chironomidae. The record is from the annotation of a GenBank genome assembly.
AUGAUCGUGAAAAGUUCGGUAGUUUUGAUAGUGGUAACAUUUGUUUCAACAGGUGAGGUCUUAUUUACCAAGCUUCGUCAACAUCACAAAAAAGAAUGUGAGCCUGUUCCAGGAUGUACAGACAAUGGCGUAUUUUAUCCUGUUGGGGCCUCGGUACCGCAAAAAAAUCCUUGCAAAACCUGUUAUUGUGCUGAAAAUGGAUUGGAGUGUGCAGAAAUUGCUUGUGAUGCUCCACCACCUGGAUGUGUCACUCAAAAUAAUCCCGAUCAAUGUUGCCCUGAAAUUUUAUAUUGUGGUUGUGAGGUUGAUGGCGCAAUCAUUAAAAUUGGUGAAGAAAGUCCUGAUAAUACUCCAUGCACUAAUUGUACUUGUGUAGAAUCAGAUAACGGUCCAAAUCUUUCUUGUGUGGUGCAUGAUUGUUCACCCACACCACCAGGAUGUGUCACUCGAAAUAAUCCCGAUCAAUGUUGCCCUGAAAUUUUAUAUUGCGGUUGUGAGGUUGAUGGCACAAUCUAUAAAGUUGAUGAAGAAAUUGCUGAUAAUGAUCCAUGUUUAACUUGUGCUUGUGUUGCACGGGACACCGUUUCUUGUAACGAUAUGUCUUGUGAUGCUCCACCACCAGGAUGUGUCACUCAAAAUGUUCCUGGUCAAUGUUGUCCCGAAAUUUUAUAUUGUGGUUGUGAGGUUGAUGGCGCAAUCAUUAAAAUUGGUGAAGAAAGUCCUAAUAAUACUCCAUGCUUUAAUUGUACUUGUUUAGCAUACGACAAGGGUCCAAAACUUUCCUGUGUGGUAACUGAUUGCGAUCUGGAAGGUGAAUUACGAGGAUGCGUCACCCAAGAUGUUCCUGGUCAAUGUUGUCCUGAUGUUUUAUAUUGUGGUUGUUAUGAUGAUGAUGGUACAGUCUACAAAAUCGGUGAUGAUGUUCCUAAUAAAGAUCCAUGCGUAACUUGUGCUUGUGAAGCACGGGGCCCCGUUUCUUGUUACUAUAACUCUUGUUUAGCUUUAGCCCCACCGCCAGGGUGUGAAAAUGCGCAACCCUCUCCUGGUGCUUGUUGUCCUGAUUAUCAGGCACUCGGUUGUGAAACUGUAUAA